Molecule: messenger RNA, 378 nt
Organism: Postia placenta MAD-698-R-SB12
Lineage: Eukaryota; Fungi; Basidiomycota; Agaricomycetes; Polyporales; Adustoporiaceae
Exons: 1
Coding region: 1-378 (125 amino acids)
Source: RefSeq, a predicted model, not a curated record
AUGUCACGGUCAGCUAAGGCGCCUGCGGGUCCGCUCCUGAUCGGCGUGUCUGCUGCAAACGGCCUGACCAGCCCCGUCGACGCUCCAAGCAUUCGAAAUACACCCAUACCCAUGCUUCGACGCCAGUGCGAAGGUCGCACUCGCAUAGGGCUCACAGCGCCCGACGCGCCCAGACUCUGGCUCUGGCGGGCCCGGCGGAGCGAGUGCGCUAUCUAUAGCCAGAGAUCUGUAUCAACGCCGGAUGGAGGCUUUCGUGUCUGGACGCGGACGUGGAAAGUGCAUCUGUACGCACCGGCAGACUCCGCGGGCACUGGCUUCAAGUUCACACGCGCGCCGCUGCGCGAACGGCCGACGGAGGACGGCGCAAGCCCUGCGUGA